Aureococcus anophagefferens is the source of this 633-nucleotide messenger RNA. RefSeq lists its product as hypothetical. Bases 1 to 633 code for a protein of 210 amino acids. The transcript has 2 exons. NCBI's taxonomy places the organism in Eukaryota, Pelagophyceae, Pelagomonadales, Pelagomonadaceae. The record is from RefSeq and is a predicted model, not a curated record.
AUGCUCGCGUCGCUGCGUACGAGCGGCAAGGCGGCGUCGCCGCGCCGCGCCUCCAACGGCAAGGCGGCGUCGAACGUGCUGGCGACGGCGGCGCUGCAGCGCAUGGAGCACGACCCCGACAUCAGCGCCGAGCGCGACGGCACGCGCGCCGUCGCCGCCGGCGGCGCCGCGCCGAAACGCGUCCCGCUCAACGUCGUGAACCAGUCCCAUCGGGCCAACGCGGCGACGGCCGCGCUCGCGGCCGAGGCCUUCGCGGACCCGCAGCUGGACCCGUUCAUCCGCGACCACGGCGACCCCCACGGCCAGCGCUUCGCGAACUGGAUCUUCGAGAAGAUGGGCGGCGGCCCGGUCUGGACCGAGGAGCGGAAGACGCGGGCCGUGUGCCCGUUCGCGAGCCGCGGCCACGAGUUCGAGACGCCCCACGACCGGUCCUCCGCCCACUUCGCCGCGUGGCAUUCGCCGAAGCGCGACCCGAGCGAGUGGGGCGACCACUUCCAGCUCGACGACUGCCGGGUGUGGAUGCGCCUCCACUUCUGGGCCGCGCGGGAAACGGGCAUCUUCGACGACCACCCGGCCUUCGCCGCGCGCGCCGGCGUCCGAUCUUCUUCAGCGGCGGGGGACACCUUGGUAUAG